AUGAACGGUACAUUCAUAUUAGAGAAACAAGGAGAACAACAACGACACAAUCAUGACGACGACAAGGACAACGACAACAAAAACAAGGAGAACAACAACGACACAAUCAUGACGACGACAAGGACGAUGACAACAACGUCGGUUGAUGACAAUGACGACGGCGACAACGACGACAAGGACGAUGCCAACAACAACGUCAACAAGGACAAUGACAACGACAACAAGAACAAGAAGAACAACAACGACAACGACACAAUCACGACGAUAACAAGGACAAUGACAACGACAACGUCAAUAAGAAUGAUGACCACGACAACGACAACAUCAACAAGGACAACGAUGCCAACAACAAGACAACGACAACAGAAACAAGAAGAAAAAUAA
Messenger RNA from Megalopta genalis, 384 nucleotides. NCBI's taxonomy places the organism in Eukaryota, Metazoa, Arthropoda, Insecta, Hymenoptera, Halictidae. The record is from RefSeq and is a predicted model, not a curated record.